CUCUCUCUCUCUCUCUCUCUCUCUCUCUUGUGCGUACGUUGGGCAGGCUGCUGGAAUGAGCCACCACCCCUCGCUGCCAACAUGACACGAGUUUGGGAUAAUGAAACCAAAGACUUCACCACCAUCGCCUACAAGUGCCACAGGGGGCACUUCAUGCAUGGAGACACAACACAGCCAGAACAGAGCACCACCUGUACUGGCAUUUUGGGCAGCUGGUUACCAGGACAAAUGUUUGACUGCAUCCGUGUUGAAGAUUCUGCCUUUUCCAGACUGCGGGAUAUCUUCAAUGCAGCACUGUCCGCUGGUUACUUCCCCAACGGGUUCAAGCAGGCCGAGACAAGGAUGAUUCCGAAGGCCGGUAAGCCUCCCACAAGACCGGAGAACUACCCCUCUGGGCCUGUUACCUGCUAUUGCCCGGUCACCACUCUCGGCGUCUACCCAGCUCUCCUAUUCAUUCGGAGGACGGUCUGGUCCUCUGGUGAUCCUGUGCCUGCCUGCUGUGAAGGAAGGAGUCAGUUGCUGAUGUAUUGUUACUACUAAGUAAACGUAUGAAGCUG
Portunus trituberculatus (swimming crab) is the source of this 557-nucleotide messenger RNA. RefSeq lists its product as uncharacterized. The transcript has 3 exons. The record is from RefSeq and is a predicted model, not a curated record. The coding region runs from base 82 to 540 and encodes 152 amino acids. NCBI's taxonomy places the organism in Eukaryota, Metazoa, Arthropoda, Malacostraca, Decapoda, Portunidae.